Molecule: messenger RNA, 672 nt
Organism: Rotaria sordida
Lineage: Eukaryota; Metazoa; Rotifera; Eurotatoria; Philodinida; Philodinidae
Source: the annotation of a GenBank genome assembly
AUGGGUGAUGCCUCUGGUUGGACAAUUGGUGGUGGCUCGCGAGCUAAUCUUUUUACAUCAGAUUUGAACCCAGCAGAGUUUUUGCCAGGUGGUUUUCGUGGUGUUUCAAGCAUUGGAAUCGCGCAUUCAAGUAUUGUUACUAAUGGCAAUGAUCCAAUCCUUGGUACGUUGAUGCCAAACAUCGUGUACGGUGGUAACUUUGCAUGGCGUGUCGAAGACACAGCUAUCGGUGGUUAUGUAUCAGUCCUUAGUCAGGAUGUCAGUCGCUAUUACUGUACGGAUAUUUAUUUUGCCUGGUUAGCCGUUUUGGAAAAUGGUGAGCACAUUGCAGAACAAUCUAGUCUCCUGAUAAUUGAAUUGGAAGAUAUGACUACUGGCACUACUCUUCAUUCCGAUGAAUGGAAAGCAUACAAUAGUUUAAGAAAUAAUCCUAAUUAUACACAUGUAACGGUCAAUCAUUCAGCUAGUUUUGUCGAUUCUAUAACAGGUGUUCAUACACGAAAUAUAGAGAACACCUGGAUGCGUAUAAAACAAAAACAGAAAAAACAGAACGGACUUGCGAGAACACUUUUACCAACAUAUUUAGAGGAAUUCGUUUGGCGUCAGGAUUUCGGCGAUAAACCAUUGAAAAAUUUAAUAUUACAAAUUUCUGAAAAUUAUCCUGUUCAAUGA